Molecule: messenger RNA, 1623 nt
Organism: Phascolarctos cinereus (koala)
Lineage: Eukaryota; Metazoa; Chordata; Mammalia; Diprotodontia; Phascolarctidae
Source: RefSeq, a predicted model, not a curated record
AUGUCCCAGAGAUAUAGUUCCAGCAAACAUUACUCUUCCUCCCAUAGUGGAGGAGGAGGAGGAGGAGGAAGUUCAUCUAUCAGAAUCUCAAGCAGUAGAGGCUCUAGCUAUGGGGUUAGCUCUCUUGGUGGAGGAUUUAGCUCAGGUGGGGGCUCUAGCUAUGGCAGCUGCUCAAGAGGUGGGGGCUUCGGCAGUGGAUCAGUAAGGGGCUUUGGAGGAGGCUUUGGUGGCGGCAGCUAUGUUGGGAGUAGCUUUGAUGGUGGUAGCUUCGGUGGAGGAAGCUUUGCUGGUCUUUGGGGGAGGUUUGGUGGAGGCGAUGGAGGCCUCCUCACAGGCAAUGAGAAGGUCACCAUGCAGAACCUCAAUGACCGCCUGGCCUCCUACCUGCACAAAGUGCAAGCUCUAGAAGAGUCUAACUCUGAGCUAGAGCAAAAAAUCAAAGAGUGGUAUGAGAAAAAUGGCAAUGCAAAUCAGCGAGAACCUCGUGACUACUCUCAUUACUAUGACCAAAUCAAAGAACUGAAGGAUCAGAUCCUGAAUCUAAGCACUGACAAUGCUAAUGUGUUACUGCAAAUUGAUAAUGCCAGGCUGGCUGCUGAUGACUUCAGACUGAAGUAUGAAAAUGAAGUGACCCUGCGUCAAAGUGUGGAGGCUGACAUUAAUGGUCUGCGCAGAGUCCUGGAUGAACUGACCUUGGCCAAGACUGACCUAGAGAUGCAGGUUGAAAGCCUGAAUGAAGAGCUGACCUUCCUGAAGAAGAACCACGAGGAGGAAAUGAAAGAUCUUCAGAACGUGUCCACUGGUUAUGUGAAUGUGGAAAUGAAUGCUGCCCCAGGAGUGGAUCUGACCGAAUAUCUGAACUGCAUGAGAACCAAGUAUGAGAUGAUGGCUGAACAAAAUCGCAAAGAUUCUGAAGCCUGGUUCAAUGAAAAGAGCAAGGAGGUGACCAGAGAGAUUGAUACCAACGUUGAACAAAUGUCCAGCCACAAAUCCGAGAUCACCGAAUUGAAACGCAACGUUCAAGCUCUGGAGAUUGAACUGCGGUCACAACUGGCCCUGAAACAAUCCCUGGAAGCAACUUUCGCAGACACAGAAGGUCGUUACUGCAUUCAGCUGUCACAAAUCCAGGCCCAGAUCACUGCUCUGGAAGAGCAGUUACAGCAGAUCAGGGCUGAAACAGAAUGCCAGAAUUCAGAAUUCCAGGUGCUCCUUGACAUUAAGAUCCGCCUGGAGAAUGAAAUUCAGACCUACCGCAGCCUGCUAGAAGGAGGAGGUUCAUCUGGAGGUGGUGGCUAUGGAGGAAGCUCUGGUGGCGUGGGAUAUGGUAGAAGAUCCAGUGGUGUCCAAGAGGGUAGUAGCUCCAGUGAUGAGUAUGGAGGGAGCUCUGGCAGUGGAGAAUUCAAAAGUUCUGGCUCUAGAGGAGGUUCAAGUGGAGGACAAGGAGGAAGCACUGGAUCUGGUGGAGAAUCUCCAUCUAAAAGCAACUCCGGAGCAAGGUCAGCAGAAACUAACUGGGAUUCUAAUAGAAGCCAUUUGAUCAAGACUGUCAUUGAGGAGGUAGCCCCUAAUGGAAGAGUCAUUUCAUCCAGAGUGCAAUCAGAGACCAAGAAGCACUUCUAUUAA